GCCCACGGGGCGACGGCGGCGGAGGACGGCCGGGAGGCGCUGCCCGACGGGGAUGGGAGAGCAGCGCGGGGUGAGCGGGGGGGCGGCGAGUGGGGAACGCGGGGCCGUGGGGGGGAGCCGGGAGGAGCCGUGCGGAGCUGAAGCCGCCGCCGCCCCGCAGAGAAUGGAGCGCGCCGGGCGGAUCACCGACAGCUUCCCGCGGCGGCACCGCGCGCGGACGCGCACCGACGGCAAGGAGCGGGGCGGGGCGGAGCGGGCCGGGAGCGGGGCGCGGCGCGGGCGCGGCGCGGAGGGCCGGCACCGGGGGGUCCCGCCGGCCCCGUGCCCGCAGCCUGUGGCACGAGUACGGCCUGCGAGCGGACGGCGAGACGGCGGCCUCGGCGCGCAGCGUCGCAGCGAGGGCGGCCGCUGCUGGGUGAAUAAAGCGGAGAGCGCCGUCAGCGCGGUCGUUAAUCGCGGUCAUUAAUCGCGGUCAUCGCUCGCGCCGAGCCCCGCGCCCGGUUCCCACGGCAACCGGAAGGGCGCCGCUCGGAAGAUGGCGCCGCGCCUACAUUGCCCGUCGUGCCCCGCGAGCGGCAGAGCGGGGCGGGCCCGGUGGAGGCGGCGCGCGCGGCCCACCGGGAGUUGUAGUGCGCGGCGGGGCCGGGGCGCUGUCACGCGCUCGCCGCGGCCCCCCCGGACGGCGCCGUCCCUCCGCGCCGCGGCAGACGCAGCUCUGCACACCGCCGCCGUCCCUCGGCAAGGUUUAUUCUCCGGCCGGCGAGUGCUGGGGAGAGCGGCAGCGCCGUCGCCUGAAUGCUGCCGGUCCCCGGUAACCUUCAGCUUCCCUUUCCGUUAACGGCAUUUGGUCUCCACCGGUGAUGCUCAGCCUGCGUCCGUGCUCUGGCUCCGAUUCCUUUGGAGAGCGGCCAAAAUCUCUGCGGUUUCGCCGUGUCGGUGGCCGGGAAGGGCGUCUCUUUAACAUUCGUUGGAGGAUGCGGUCCUCGCUGCUCCCGGCUGUGUAUUCGGCGUUUAUCAAAGCUCGGGUAACUCAGCGCCCCCCCGGGGAGGCGCACACACGAAGGGUCAGACUGUAUGUGGAGGGCGGCGCCGGCGGCGCGCACCCUGCUUCGACCUCGCCAUGAAAUAGGCGUCCCGCUCCCGCUGACGGGAGGCUCUUUGGUAUCUGUACGCACGGCGCGAGGUUAAGGAACAGCGGUUGGGGUGUUGGUCCGACCAGUUUAUUGCAGAUCUUAAUCAGGGAGAUGGGGAAAGGGGAGAAGGGCACUGAUGCGGGUGGGGGCGAUGGGGGAGGGAAGAAGGGCGGCAGCAAAGACGGGAAAUAGGAGCAAGGAGUCUCUAUAGGAAGCAAGAGGGGGACGGUCACCGCCGUGGCUCCAGCGCGGUUCGUGGUUCGGUCGUUGGUCUUCAGCAGUGGUGGGUCGUUGGGCGGCGGGGUUCCGUUGGUGGCGGCACAAAGUGGUUCAUGAGCCCAAAGCCGUCGAGUCGGCCCUCCUCGGAGCGGCAGCGUCCGGCUCCGGGAUCUCAGCAGAAACUCCUUUGUUCCCAUCUUCCUGGCCUUGCCAGCAGAGCGGAGGGCGCAGGGAUGCCCGACAGCAUCCUAUUUGCCACAGGGCACCGUGCUGUCGUUCCCCAGUUACCCCGCACCGAGCUGGGGCUGUUUCGUCACAGGGUGAACUUUGCGCCGGUAACCGCUCCUGAGCGCUUCCUUCCGGACGCGAACAGCUCCACAGGGGUGCUUUCAAACGUGAAACGGUGGUCCACGCAGCGAUGCUGACUGCCGCACGGCAACACCCACCUCACACCCAAGUCAGAGCCUCAGCGCGAGGACUGCCUCCGAAAGCCGGCUUUGAGCCGAAGGACAGAGGGUUCCUACAGCGAGCAGCGGUGGCGGGGACGGGGACAGGGCGCCCGGAGGUCCCCUCGAGCUGCGGAACGGCACUCAGCCUCACACGAGUCUGCAUAGAAGAAGCGGACUCCCCUGUACAGGGACCAUCCCGGGGUCUUUGCCUUCACUCACCCUCGCUGUCGGCUCCCCUGCAGGGCCAUGCGGAUCCUGACGUGCCCGGCCCACCUGCAGCACCUGGAGGACGCCCUGCGCAGCAGCCUGCCUGACGCCCUGCCGGUGUAUGGGGCCGUGCUGAACAUCAACCGCGGCAACCCCGGGGACUUCGAGGUGGCAGUGGACACCUGGCCCAACUUCGGCGCUGUGCUGGCGCGGCGCAGAGGAGAGGCACCGCUGAAUGACAGCUACAGGAACCGGUGCAGCGCCUUCUACCGGGACGUGGGCGCCUACCGGGCCCUGCUGGAGAGCCCGGGCUGCCUGCGCUGGGACUCCGCGUUCCACAUCUUCGGGCUGCAGGACGGCGUGCUGACGGUGUCCCAGGACAUUGCUCUGGCCAAGGGCGUGGAGCUGGAGGUGACCGAGUACUACACGUACCUGCACCCUGACCCCAGCACUCUACCAGAGCCACAGCUGGACCCUGAUGUGCAGCUGGGCACACUGAGCCCGGCACACGUGGAGCUGCUGAACUCAACGUGGCCGUACGGGGGGAACGUGUGGAGCCGGCGCUACCUGGGGGAGCUGCUGCGCCGAUUCCCACACCUCUGCCUGCAGGACCCGGCCGGGAAUCUGCUGGGCUGGAUGCUGACCAACGGCUUCGCAGCGGGGACGCACGGCUACAUCGUGCCGACCCAGCGGCGCCGCGGACUGAUGCGGGCGCUGACGAUCAUGGCUGCCCGGCAGGCGCACGGCCGCGGCUUCCCGGUGUACGGCCACACGGCCACGGAUAACCGAGCGAUGCAGCGGCUGCUGGAGGAGUUGGGGCACCGGCGGCUGCCGGGGCUGUGCUACUUCGUGCUGUAUAACCCUGCCCUGGCGCGGGCUGCGCCCGGAGCGCCCUCGGGGAGAAACGCGUGAAUAAAAGUAAUCGGACCGAAAAGAGCCGCGGCGUCUUGAAUGAACGGACGGCGAAAUAAGAAAGGAACAAGCGGAAAAAACAGCAACCGGCCGGAAAAGCACGAGAGAAACCGCAGCCUGCAAAGCAAAGAGAAAAACAGCGGAGCCGAAACCGAAAGAGAACCGCCCCGCCCGCUGCCCACGGGGCGACGGCGGCGGAGGACGGCCGGGAGGCGCUGCCCGACGGGGACGGGAGAGCAGCGCGGGAGAAUGGAGCGCGCCGGGCGGAUCACCGACAGCUUCCCGCGGCGGCACCGCGCGCGGACGCGCACCGACGGCAAGGAGCGGUGCGGGGCGGAGCGGGCCGGGAGCGGGGCGCGGCGCGGGCGCGGCGCGGAGGGCCGGCACCGGGGGGUCCCGCCGGCCCCGUGCCCGCAGCCUGUGGCACGAGUACGGCCUGCGAGCGGACGGCGAGACGGCGGCCUCGGCGCGCAGCGUCGCAGCGAGGGCGGCCGCUGCUGGGUGAAUAAAGCGGAGAGCGCCGUCAGCGCGGUCGUUAA
Molecule: messenger RNA, 3459 nt
Organism: Gallus gallus (chicken)
Lineage: Eukaryota; Metazoa; Chordata; Aves; Galliformes; Phasianidae
Product: glycine N-acyltransferase-like protein 3
Exons: 7
Coding region: 2048-2920 (290 amino acids)
Cellular component (GO): mitochondrion
Molecular function (GO): glycine N-acyltransferase activity
Source: RefSeq, a predicted model, not a curated record